GACGACAUACUUUGCGUCGUGCCUAGAAAAGAAGAAAUGCAGGGUUUGUGGGGUACGGCGUGGCUUGGGGCCAAGAUUGUGGAAAGUGUUUAUAUGGGAGCGUGCGAAGCUGCCGACAAGACUUAAGCAUCGUGCACAAGAAACGAAAGACUUCAACAGUAACUGACACCAUGCCUUCUCCACACACCGCUGAGCAACGCCGUGAGCCCACGUACACGGACGCCUACGAACCAGGUCGACCUAGGCAUCCACCUCCUCCUGAUCACCAACGCGCACGGCGCCCACGCUAUGAGGAUGAACAUGGACGAGACGACCGCCGUCCGCGCCGCCACAGAACCUACAAAGCCCCAUCACCAUCCUCCUCCUCCUCUCUCAGUCCACCGCCCCGACACCGCCGUCGCCGGCCCGAGCCCGAGCCCUACGACUCCUACGACGACCACUACGCCCGUCGGCGUCACCGCCCGCGCGACGAAGGCUACCUGUCGGAUAACCGGCACAACCGGCCUCGGCGCGACGCCUAUGACGACAGGGGACCACCGAGAGAUAGGGACCGACACCACGAUCGCGAUGCUCGGGAGCGUCGCCCUCCACCCGAUGCUAGAGAGCGGAGGCUGAAGCCGGAGCGCAAGGAGAGCAAGUGGCAGAAGGAGGCGAAGGAUAUUUUCAAGGAGUAUGCCAUGCCAGCGAUCAAGGCUGAGGGUGGGAAGUAUAUCUCGAAGCAGAUUGGGAACUUUAUUUCGAAGCAGGCUGCUUGAUGGCGAAAGUUGGUGGAUAGAUUUGAGGGUGCAGGGUUUGGGAGAGUGUUUGUACGAUUAGGUGUUCUUGGGUUGGCGCUGA
Messenger RNA from Trematosphaeria pertusa, 837 nucleotides. RefSeq lists its product as uncharacterized. The record is from RefSeq and is a predicted model, not a curated record. Lineage: Eukaryota; Fungi; Ascomycota; Dothideomycetes; Pleosporales; Trematosphaeriaceae. The coding region runs from base 171 to 755 and encodes 194 amino acids. The transcript has 3 exons.